Molecule: messenger RNA, 1398 nt
Organism: Penaeus chinensis
Lineage: Eukaryota; Metazoa; Arthropoda; Malacostraca; Decapoda; Penaeidae
Product: tRNA-uridine aminocarboxypropyltransferase 1-like
Exons: 5
Coding region: 224-1159 (311 amino acids)
Biological process (GO): tRNA modification
Cellular component (GO): nucleus
Molecular function (GO): tRNA-uridine aminocarboxypropyltransferase activity
Source: RefSeq, a predicted model, not a curated record
UUGAGUUUAGGAAUAUGUUUGUUGUUUUAAUCGAAUUUUUAAAAUUAUAUUGUGAUCAUUGAGAUGAGGUUUAAGCUCUUAGAACAGUUUACUGACUCAGUCAUUUUAGCAAGAGAGUGUUUGUUUUGUGAUACGUGGUGCAGUUAUUAGCCUGAGAGGCAGUGUUUUCAAGGCAUUAAAGGUAGUUGACUAUCAUCUUGCUGAAGAAGUUGUUGCAGGAAAAAUGUCAAACUCUGAUGUAGCAGAAAGUGAUGGCAGGAGUUCUGAAGAGAGCAAGGAAGAGCAAUGCACAAGCAAUGUGGAUGAACACUGCUCUAAUACCGCAUCUCAAGUAAAGAAGACAAAAAAAUCACAGAUGACAGAUCUCAGGAAGUAUAGCACUGAACAAAUUAAGGUCAUGAAACCUUCCAAGAAUAUUGAUAAUUCCUUUAAGAACAUGAAAAUAAGUGAUGCAAGUUUUCUCAAUGACUUAGAUGGUCGCAGUGCUUGCUCGGUGUGUGGAAAGUCUAGGAAAUAUUUUUGUUACACGUGUCACAUUCCACUGGCCAAUAUAGCAGACAAGAUUCCCAAACUCAGGCUGCCAUGCAAAGUGGAUGUGAUUAAGCACCCAAGGGAGAUUGACGGGAAGAGCACAGCGGUUCAUGCAGCGGUCAUUGCUCCAGAGGAUGUGCAAAUCUACACUUACCCAGACAUCCCAGACUACUCUGAAGAAGGGAAUGUUCUCCUCAUAUUCCCUGAUAAAGAAGCUAUCCACCUAGAGGACCUAUGGACACGCCUCGAGAAGCAGACCCACAGACAGUCGCAAGAACCCAAUGUCAAGCGAACCAAACCUCAGCUCCCUUUUACCAGAGCCUUGUUCAUUGACUGCACUUGGAAUCAAACAAGGAAGAUCUACAAUGAUGAGAGAGUGCAAGGAUUACAGUGUGUUGAACUCACAUCAAGGGACACACUAUUCUGGAGAUACCAAAGAGGAAAGCCUAAAACAUACUUGGCAACGAUUGAAGCUAUCUAUUACUUCAUUAUUGAUGUUCACACAAAUGUACUUAAGCAAGAGUAUCACCAUGAGUAUGAUGAUUUGCUGUUUUUCUUCAAAUACAUGUUUGAAAAAAUUCAUUCAAUAUAUGAUAAAGAUACUUUGAGAGCAUAUAAGGAUGUGUAAACUAGGUGUUUUAAGUUUGUAUGAUGUGUAUAUUUGUUGGUGUGUGUGUGUGUGUGUGUGUUACAAUAUGUAUCUUCUUGCUUACAAGUUUAGAUGAAGGUAUAAAUACAUGUAUAGUUAUUUAAGACUGAUAUUGAAUAUCAAUGGUAUAUAUUCAUGUUACUAUUUUGUAGAAAACAAUAACAGACAGUAGACAUGUAUAAAUUGCCUGUUCAAAAUAAUAAAGAAUAAAAGAAAGG